Amoebophrya sp. A25 is the source of this 10545-nucleotide messenger RNA. Lineage: Eukaryota; Dinophyceae; Syndiniales; Amoebophryaceae. The record is from the annotation of a GenBank genome assembly.
AUGAGCCACGCGGGGGACGGAGAUAGCUCGCUUGGCAGCGGCCCACCGGGUCCGCCUUCGAGGGAAGAUUCGUCCUCUUCACGGACAACACCAGAGUCGCUACAGCAGCGCGCAGAGGAGGUAGCCGCCGCUGCGGGAGAGCAGCUAGCGCGAACCGGGUCCUCAACCGUUCCUUCGGGAAGCAGCAUAGGAGAUGUGGUGCGCACAACCAGUGCAACGCCACAGCCUCUCCGCGGAGAGAGAGACAAUCGAAAUAUGGCGUCAAGGAUACGCCUAGACGGUGGCCUUCACGGUCCCGAUGUACAAGUGGCAACAGGUCCGCUGGUGGGCUCUUCUGCCUCCUCAGCUUCCUCAGCUUCGUCGUCCUCGAGAUCGCCAAUGAAGGCGGAGGUGCAAAGCAAGCUCGCGCGUGCAGACAGUCAGAUGUCAGGGUAACAACUUGUUUCUUAGGCGUGCUUCUUUUGCAAGUGUAUGUACUAUUCUAAGAUUAUAGUUGACAAGCAGGAACACCGUACACGAGUUGCGCUAUAUAGUUUGACAUGGACUUCCCAUUGAUUUUUAGUUGGGUGAGUGGAAGUGGGUGCCACGACGGGUACUACGGUAUUCAACUUUAACCAGCACGUGACUGUUUUCCAAUGCAUUGAUUUACUUUUCUAUCCUGCAGGGCUGAUUCGCAAAGCGGUAAGAGCGGAGGGCUGCAGCAGAUGCUUUCAGAUUUCAUGGAUCAAGCCCACCCAGGGAGAGCAGCAAGCAUGAGCUCAACCCAAGUGAUACCCGGAAGUACCCAAGUAAUACCCGGAAGUGCUCCUGCGGGGCACCCUGUGAGACAUGCGGAGCCUGCUCUAACUGGGUCAAGUACUAUAACAACCGGUCCCAUAUCCCUUCCAGUGUCCUCCAGCGUCCCAGCGGUACCCGUCGUUGUCGCCCCAAGAGUGUCAUUGGACCCCAUACCCGCCAGAAGUAGCAAAGCUGAAGCAACGACCCCACCAGUCACGAGCAGGUGAGAUUUUCUUCGCCCCGACGUUGAAUGAUCCUAGUUUUUUCAGAGUUCUUAUCAUGGGCGCUACUGAUGGUAAAAUCUGUUACUUGUCUUCAAAAGUCCUCGUUUUAUUAUACUUGACCUUGUUGUUUGCGCACGAUACCUCUUGUACUAGUAUCUUUUUUUGUGAAUAUCUUGAACAGGUCAUUUAACUUUCCAACUUUUGCAUUGUACCUCGUGAUUAGGUCGUCUACUACUUCUACCACUAGGUCAAACGAGACAUGGACGGGUAAUAGUAAAGCAGAAGUGAAACACAGCAUUCAAGCGUUAAGAGCAGAAGUUCUAGCGGAGGAUGCGAAAAUGCGGCGAAGCAAUUCCUUAACGACACUAAAGAAAGCACACAAACACGAUGAGGAAGGUGAGGAUAAUGAUAAUGAUAUUUGACAAUGAUUAGUUGAAUCCCCAAAGUUAUUAAGAAGUCUGUACUUUGGAACUGCCCCGCUGUGGGUUGUUACAAUUUAUAAUUUUCAAGCGCAUGAUAUUUUUACGCAAAGCUCAUCUCCAAGAACAUCAAUGUAAAGAAUCACUUCAACCAAGGAUUCAUUUAGUUCACCUGUUUGAUCCGCAUCCGAUCAAAAUCAAUCUGGUAUGUGUCCCGUACAAAAAAAAUAGACUUCGAGCACCCUAUUCGCGUUGCUCGGUGCGAAUUGAAUGCAGUGCAAAUGCGGCCAGUGGUGAACUCGGAACUUUGUGUUUACAUUAGUCUGAAGGACAUCCGCACAAACGCUCACUGGGAGGACAAGCCAGGACAGCGCCCGGGAGAGCGCGGCAACCACGGCGGACACAGUAGUAACCACAUAGCUGACGUAGCAGACACCAACUCGACUAGACCCAUAGUGAACUACCGCUGGUCCCGAGGUCCAGUGAUACAUCCGUGUGUCUUCCACAAACACAAGACAAGCACAGUGCGCGACACCAGUAAGACGUGGCAAUUCUAUUGCGGUCUAGAAUGUUUGCAAAGAGGCUGGAAGGGACUUCCCAAAGAUCUAUGGCUGGUACAACUUUUAUAUGAACUCUUUCCGAAUCUACUUUUUUGUGACGAGGAGUCAUUGUUGUUCUUCUAGUUUUCCUCUGGGCUCCGAGGAAUCAUUUCGCAAACUUCUAUCUUCCAAAAAGGAUUUUGAUUUGGAUGAAAUAUAAUAUAAGUAUGAAUUCCCAUUCCAACAUAGGAUCCGGACAAAGAAAAUUGGACACUGCAGUUAAAGCACGAUUGGGAGGUGAUAUCAGAAGAGCGAAGCUACUGUCCAAGCGUCCACGACAUAAACCGACCCCUCAGGUAUAGAAUUUUUCUUUACUAGGAUAGUAGCCGGACGUAAAACCCAAUAAUUAAUAUGAUGAAAUUGUCGGGGUUUUUUCGCGCUACAACUUCUGAACAUUCUUCUCCUCACUCCUUGCUCGCUGUUUUUAGGGAGAAGUUGUAACCUAUUGCAAACCUUGAUCCUUAUCCCCAUAGCGAAGGACAUCAAUCAACCUACCAGCUAAAACUUCAACUUUUUCAUCAGGUUCGAAGUGUUGCCACUGGACAAAAAUGGAGAGCCCAUCCCGAAAUUUGCAAAGUCCUGUACUACUGGAACGGUUAUUCCCACACCGAAAGAAGCCCGAACUCGUAGGAUGCUCUCAUUCGGGGGCCAAUUUAAUGCUGCGUGGUUGCAGAAGCAAUUCAAGCUGAUGAAUUGGAAUAUUCUAGCGGAUGUUUAUGCGACAGAGGCGCAGUAUCCCUACUGUGAAAAAUUCGCGAUUUCCUGGAUGUUCCGAAAACAUCUUAUCAUAAAGGUACUUCCUGAGAAAGUCUGAACAACUCGUCAUACAUGUAUAGUACCCACAUCUUGUAUCUUCUACUAUUAUCGCGAAGCGAGUGUCAAGUUCAAGUUUAUUUGUCCCGUUCUCGGUGCAGGAGGAGGUGUUGUAACGAAUGAAAUUGUUCGGCUCAUACUGCUUCAUUUUUCAAGGUGAAGAUUUUAAAGACUCAAUCAAAAAGAUUUGGAUUGUAGAAUAUUUUUCAUUUCGUUUGUGAAAAAUAAAAAGUCUAUCGUCCCGCAGGAAAUCAAGUCGAUCAAUGCGGACAUUGUGACUUUGCAAGAAGUGCAGCAAGAUCACUAUGAGGAGUGGUUCCGGCCCCACCUCGUGGAGCAGGGUUACGAGGGCGUGUACCAGCAGAAAAAACACAAAAGUCCUCUGUUUCAUCGUGGCAAAUUCUGUGUCGAGGGUUGCGCCACCUUCUUCAAGAAGGAGCGGUUUCGACAAGUAGACCAGGCAGUCGUGGAAUUCGACGAGGAAGCGAAGGGCAGGAUCAACGAUCCCGAGGCGUUGCAACGACUUUCGAAAGGAAACGUCGCUUUGGUGCUCACGCUGGAAGACCUACAAAUCAAACCGGACCUAGCGGCAUACCGCGAGCAUAACAUGAAGCCAGAGGUGCAGGCGGACCCAAGCAAACAAGUACAACCCUUCUAGAGCACCUGAUGGGCGUUAUUGACUGUUUACGCUAAAACAAGAACUCAUGGACAAUAGUGGAAUUAUAAGACUUCAAUUAGAUGAUAAUGAUAAAGUCGAAACAAGAAGAUCAUUACUCUUGAUACAAAAAAACUUCUUAGCUCGCCGAGCCCACUGUUGGCACGGACACCGGUGGACACCUUGUUGCCGUAGUAAACACGCAUAUUCUCGCUGAUCCUGAGUACACAGAUGUGAAAAUAUGGCAGUCACAAGUGCUUUUGGACUGGCUCCAGAAUAAUGUCGCAAGCGAAACACCUCUCCUAGUCUGUGGCGACUUCAAUUCGACGCCGAAAAGUGCAGUGUAAGAUCUAUUUAAGUAUUAUGCUGUGUUUCUAGAAGGGGCGUUAGAUUCUUUUCUUUUGUCUAAGGUCCACUUGAUUAUUUAUUGUGCUGUUUUUCAACUUGUUGUGUAUGUGUUUCGUAGCUUUAGGCUUAGCAAGAAGUGCUUUUUUCUUGAAUCUAUAGUUCUCGUGGUUUUUAAUGCUUCUUCAAAAAACGCAGGUAUGAGCUUUGGCACGACGGUCACGUGACCCCAAAUCAUGAUGACAUCAUCAGUCGCCCAGACGUCUGCGGUUUGUUGUCCAAUCCGCUUUUAUUUUACCAUAGCCUCCGCCUCAUGUCGGCGUACGAGGCAUGCAGUGGCAAUGUAAUUUCUACAUUUAAUAUUCUUUUCUACUAGAAUGAUUUGUUCAGUGUGGUUUCUGAUAAAAGUCGUUACUUGAUUAUUCUGCAAGCAGCAUCAUAAAUACAUAGGAACCUUCUUGUUACACGAGUCAGAAAGAAGUAGACAAUAUACGCUUACUUCCUUACGAUCAACAGGAAGCGCAAUAUACGAAUUAUACGGAAGACUUCAAAGGCACACUAGAUUACAUCUGGUUCAGUCCCGACAAAGUAUCUGCCCUCGCAGUGUCCGCGGUCGACGAUGAGCAAACGCUGCAACAGGAGAUGGCACUUCCCAGCUCGACCCGACCGUAUUCAUCACUAGUUUGUUUUUCAGUCCGCAAUGUCACUGUCACUGAAGAGAAUGUGGAUUUACGCUCAACAACCUUAUACGUAGAUACGCAAGUACUCACCAAGUACUACUUCGUUGCCGAGGUGGACUUGUCCUUCUUGUAGAAAGCAACGUUGGACGUAUCCUGCUUUUAUUCCCCGAUCUCACAGGUCCGAUCAUAUUUCUCUGGUGACGACAUUCAUGUUCCGAGAACCACCGACCACCAGAAAUGGCGUCCAAGACAUUGGUACUUUUAUCAUAGACACGAUAUUGGUACUUCUAUCAUAGCCUCUCAAGAUGUUUGAACAGAAUGUUUUGUUAUGAAACACGAACACGAACACUAUGAAAAAAGCGUUGUACUUUAGCGAGGAAUAACUCAGAUCAUUUCUUUUUAUUAAUUUUUGUCUCGAUGCUGAACACUCACAACGCCCUCCAUACAGCCGACAAACAAGCGGAGACGAUGACAAAUCUGCGACAAGCGAACCAGGCGAAGUAUGCGCGUCUCUUCCACGAAACCUGGGCGUACUAAAAUUUUAAUCCUUCUUAUGAUGCUUCUUUUACUUUCGUCGGAACAACAUCAAAAAUAUGUUCUUUAUUCAUCUUGUCCUGGUUUUGAUGUCGUCUUAAGCUACAUGUCAAACAUCUUCGUAAAUAAGAAUGUCAUGAUGGUCCUCUCCGUCUGUAGUGAAAAUCAUGAGAAUUUUUGAUAUUUGUUUAGGUCGUCGCCGCCAGAAUACUUUGGAGAUCAUAGCCAACAGUUCGGGUAUAAUGGUUUCUGGAACCAGGACUAUGGCGGGGGAUGGACCCCUGCUCCUGUGCCCGAAGAGGGCGGCUACAAUCCCCAGCACGACUACGGAAGCUACGACUGGUCCCAGCACGACUACCAGCAACAUCACCACGGAACUAGGGCCAGCAAACGAGGAAUGAUGAGUUUUACAAACCCUCUCGGUGGUUCGAGCGCACUAGGAAGCGGGGGAAUCAGCUUGCAGGGACCAACCACCACACAGGCAUUACGGGACGCCGCGCCGUGGACACUCGGACAGCUGGAUCCUGGUGCGAGCGCCUUCGGAGGUAGCGCCGCGAGCGAGUUUUCGAACGGAAACAAAUACAAUGACCACAACGGCAGUAACGCGAGCUUCUCCCCAGAGAAGAUGCCGACAGAAAACGAAAUUAAGUGGCGCCGCUUACUAGAACCGCAACUGCACCACCCACAGGACACCGUAGCGAUGAAUGCAGCGGCCGUGGCAUCGGCAAGACAGGACUCGCUUUUGUCGGAGGAAGAUCCGAUGCGAAGACCACUGUCGGCGAUGGACCUCUCCCAAAGCAGUCGUGCCAAGCAGGACGUGGAUAAUGUGACCUCCAGCAGUCUCAACUUGUCGGGCCUGGGUGGCGCAAGCCAGGCAUUAGGCGGCUUCCACGACACGCCCAACAGCCGUCGAGGAUACAGCGACGACGACGACAAGUGGCUCACCACCCUAGCCGCGUCACAGCAGGGCGGGCUGCAGAUGACACAUCAAGCAGGCGUGCUGGUUCCGCAGCCAACCCAGGCUGGAGCACCCCAUGUGGCGGCUUUGUCACAGCUGACGGACCAAGAGCUGCUGCACAACACGCUUCUUCAGGAGCAACGAAGCGAUCACGCACAUAGUAUGGCCAUGAGCAUGUCUAUGGAUGCCACUCAACAGCCACCGCAGCUUCUUGGUGGGGCUGAUCCGCACAUCCCCGCUGCGCACAACUCACACCUGAUGGCCCAUCACGAAGCAACUGCUUCCUACACCGCAGACCAACGCAUGAUGGAGCACAUGCGGGCACAUCUGGAUGGAUCACAAGCCAGCGCAAGCACGUCGGCAAAAGGCGGUCUCUCUGGUCCAGUCGUGAGCAGCAGUUCGUCUUCAGGUGGCGGUCUCGGAGGAGGCGCCAUUCCACUUGCAGCUGGUGGCCUCUCAGCGACGAGUACAGGAGCAGGAGCGGCCGGCGCCGCUCUCUCGGGCUGGCCAGGGUCAUCAAGCAAAACCAGUUCAGGACCAGCCUUACCGACAGUACCUCCACCUCCUCCUCCGCCGCCACCACCAAGCUUGCCGCCCGUUUUCCCACCGGCCACGGCAAGCGCAGAGCACCCGCCGCCGCCACCACCAAGUGAUGGCGUUGUCGGGUUCCCGGAUGAUAAUAUCGCGACUCUCUUGCCUCCCCCUAGCAGUCAGUUGCCACAGCACCUUUCCAUCCACGGCGGUCCUUUACCAUCCGCUGCCAGCUCUGGCAUUGGAGGAAAGAAUAGAAAGAGCCUGGCUAUUAAUGAUGGAGGAUUCCACCUGCAGAAAGGCAUGAUGAUGAAGGGCACUGUACCACUCGGAGGCGACGGUGGCGGAAGCGCAGCUUCCAACAGCGGUAGUCUCAUGAGCAGCAGCUCAACAACGCAACUGAAUAAAGCCCCAGUCGGCCGCGCUCUUUACGAGAGCUUCAAUCGCAACCCAAGAACAAGUGGUCCAAGUUUGCAGUCAACGACCAGUAAUCCGAAUAUUCGGCAACUGAAGAGCGGCAUGGGUCAGCAAGUGCUUGGCGGCAGCGGCAAUGAUUUGUACGGUGGCGGCAGCGAUAUGGGUGGAGCAGGACCCGUGUACAGCGGCUUCAAUGAUGGGCGACCGCGGUCCCGAAACGACAGGAAUGACCAGUACGAGGGUAACCACAGGCAGCACGACGUUUUCUCGCCCGGAGACGACUCCUUGGCGCGCGUGUCAGCAGGCGAGGACGCACUGAAUUUGUCAGGGACGCGAUUGCUUGAGUGGUCGAGUUCCGCACCGCCAGGCCUCAGAGCAGUGGGCGGCGUUGCGGACGCGCAAGGAGCUGCGCGGGUGAGCACCGCCGACGGAGACUGUGGAGUCCAAUCAGCACGUGCAAGUUCGUCUUCCGCAGGCACAAGCAGGACCGCGGACGCGAAUCAUGAGAAGCGAUCUUCCUCUUCCACCGCUGAGAACGGAGCAGGAGGCACUGCGUACGACUACUGGCAGAGUGCCUCGAGCGCCAGUAGCCGAAAUCCACAAUAUUCACCAGAUGACCGUGAGUCGGUGUUGCCUUUUUCAGGCGGCGGGGGCGUCAGCCGUGAAGAUUUUCCUAUUGUCGAGAGUCCGCCCUUUCCGUCAGAUACUUCAGAGUGGGGCACCAGUCCGGGAGACGGCAUGUACGCAGGCAGCAUGAGCGGCAGCGGCGGAAGCCAAGCUCGUGUCAGCAAACUACCCGCAGUAAGUGCCAAUGGAGCUUCAGGACACAGCGGGUUCGCCUCGAAUUCAGCAAGCAGCUCUUCCAGUGCGGCAGCAACAACCUCCUCAGGGUCACAAUCACAGUACAACUCCGAGCACCAACAGCUACAGAGAAGUGGAGGAGGCCAACAACAGUCUGGAAGGAAUAGCAGUUCAGGUGGAGGAGCUUCAAUGCCGGCCUGGGGAACUAUGGACUCAAUAAGCAUGCAAAACAGCGUUCUUGCCUCACUGUCUCGCGAUGUGGUCUCGACCACGGCGCGCGACAGGAACGGUUCCACCUGCUCUUUCGGUCGCAGUACGCAUCCAGGAGAACAAGAUGGCGCAAAUUUCGACGUCGCAAGUGGCGCAAAUACCAGCCUUUCAGGUGGCAACACCACAAGCAGUGCUUGCAUGAAGAUGAGUAUGGUCCCGAGCAAUACAGCGAGUGCUGCCAGCAGCAGCUGCUGUGCUCCGUCCUCGAGUCUCAACGCAGGAGGUCCAACAACAAGUGAACAUCAGGCUGUGCCCGCGCCAGGGACGCAUGCUGCAUCACACAUAACGCGGGACAACAUCCCAUUGGACGCGCCACCAGGUCUCUCAGUGGGACCACCACCUGGUAUUUUGACCACAGGAUCGGAAGGACCUACGCCAGAAUUUUCCUCGCCGUCAUUGCCGCAGUACCCAGACCGACCGACACCGACAAAUUUGUACUCCCGGUUCUCCGAGGCCGUGCAGCAUCAACAGAUGGCCGCUUCUUCCGUGAACAACAUGCAGCACGCGAACAGCACGAGCUCUUGCACCGCAGCUUCGUCUAGCAACGGUAGCCCACCCGCACUUGGCAACGCUACAGCCGCAAAAAUGACACCUGGGGUAGACUAUGGCCCCGGAAAAGACUGGAAGGACUACAAUGGACCUGGUAAGGAUUGGAAACAGGCUCAGGAAGGCCAACCACAACAUCCACAGCAGCGCAAUAAUUUCGCAGCAGGUGGCAGCAGCUCAUCCUCUUCCUCGGUGUCGGCCUCGUCAGGGCAUGCUUCGUAUAACAACAAGGACUGGGAUGACCGACCGCCACCAUGCCUGGAUCCGAAUCCGUCGGCGCCACAGAGUUACGCAGGCAGCAAACAGCCGUCAGCUGUUGGUGUCGUUUCGAGCGCAAGUCCAGUACAUACGAGUGUUGCUGCGGCCCCAGCAUUACAUAUGAGCAUACCCGGCGCGCCGCCUGCACUAUCAGGAGGAGGAUGUGGGAAGGGCGGGCCGGUAAAUCUUCCAUCUGUGCCACCGCCACCGUUGCCGUCGAAUUUCUGGGCCAACCCGCGAGCUCCGAUGCCACGAGCCCCGCCGACUGGCGUGGACCAGUUAUCGCAAAUCGGUUCUGUUCCACCGCAGAAGAAGCUGCUUUCACCCACUGGAAAGGCUGUGAUGGGCACCGCGCCAGCCAGCGCUGCGAGCCACACAACAAGCAGCAGCACUAUAGGAGCCUCAACAAUGGGAUCCAGUGCGCCGUCACAGCCUCCGCCAGGUCUUUCCGGAAAGCUGGACCCACCACCAGGCAUCUCUCAAGCGGGACCUCCGGGAGCUCUCUCAUCGUCAGUGAACAGCAGCACUGCGUCUGGCGGCUCUGGCUCCACCACCUCCACAAGCAGUACUAUCACGACUGCGGUAACUACCUCCAAUAGCAGUGUAGAUGGAGGCUCCUUUGUGCGUGACGUCCGGGACAAGGACAUGCUUCACGGAGGAGGUACUUCUACUACUGCACUAGAUGAGAACUUUCUAUGACGAAGACACGCAUGUUUCUUCUUUGCUGAUUCAAACUCUAAUGGAGUAGUUACAUACAGUUUCAUAAGGAACGUUGAGCAGAAGUCUUGUGAUUCUGUUGAAUCAACCCUAAAAAAGUCCAUUCAGUGUAGCUACUUAUUGUGGUUAUGAUUUACCGUAGUCACAUGGGGAUAAAUAUGGAUGUUUUUCUAUCGAUCAGGUGCUGGUCAGCAAAACGAAGAGGGAAGCAAAAGAGGCAAAGGAGGUGGCAAGCUAUAGCAUUUUUUCGCACGUUGUAGGAAUGACAGGACUCGUUCACAUAAGGAGACCGCUCUGCUGGCAUCCGGUAGCAUCAUCGAUGGUUCAGAGGAGGGGAAGGAACCUUCAUCUUCCUACUCGAUGCCAGUUGUAAGUACUUAACAUCAUGAUCAUAGAGAUUUCGGACAUCUACUAUCUCCUCAAGUGCCCCCACUUCCUUAUUUCAGGAAGUGGAUGCUACUCGUGCUGAGAUAGCCACUUACAUCCUUGCUUCAUGUUGAUUAACAAAAAUGUCCACGACCGCUGCUGUCACUUCUACAUGUGAUGAAGAUGUCAAGAGUUUUUAUCCACACGACGACAAUGAAUAUGGAGGAGAAGAUCACUCUACGUACUUUUUGUCUUCACAUACCGCUAGUCAACAACUCUAUUUGAUGACACAAGAACAACAACGAACUCCUUAUGAUAUCCUAAAAGCCCUACUCAUCUGUGUGUUGUUGACGUGAUCUGAUAUUAAGGAGGGUGGUGUCCGAACCCAAAUAGGAGAAAGUUCGGACCACUGCUGUACUCGAGUGAUUGAUCUGUGGCGAUCUUUGAUUCUAUCUUUGAUUCCCCACCUUUUCGCUCCUGUUUUAUUUUAUGUUCGCAAUCAUAUGACAUCCGCUUAUCAAACCUGAUGAUCCACAUUCAUUUAUCGCGGGGUUGUUGAAGAACAUCGCAUGAAAAAAUGAAACAAAAAAUAAACCAAAAUAUAUAUAAAGACUUUCCGCGACGCAGCGACCGAU